AUGGCCGACAGAUUCCCCUCGCUGGAGGACUUUGAUUCGGGUGCCCAGACCGACAUCAAGGACUCGGGUGCCUCCCCCUCUGCCGACGACUUCCUGGCCCGCGAAAAGGCCCUCCUUGGCGAGGAUGCCAACCAGUUCGCCACGAGCGAUGAUGCCGUCGCAUUCGGUCCCGGCGACGAUGAUCUUCUCGGUGGAGGCGGCAGCAGCAAUGUCAUCGCAGAGGAGUCCACAUUCGAGUCGCAGUUUCCCGACCUCGCCAACCAGAACGAGGCCGUUGCCCCCGGUGCCAUCCCUGGUGGCGGCAUCACCGCCUCCAGCGUAAACUACAACUCUGGCUACAGCGCCUACGUCGAAGAAGAGGAGGAGCCCGCUGUCAUUCGUGAAUGGCGCGAGAAACGAGACGCCCAGAUCGAGAAGCGUGCGGAGCAGUUCGCGGCGCAGCGCGAGGAGACUGUCAAGGAGGCCAGAGAGAAUAUUGACGAUUUUUACAACAACUACAACGCCAAGAAGGAGAAGCAGAUCUCCCAGGCACGGAAGGAGGCAGAGCAGUUCCUAGCCAGUCGCGAGGAUACCGUCUCUGGGGGAACCAGCUGGGAGAGAAUCGCAAAGCUGGUCGACGUUAGUGGAAAGGGCGCCAAGGGUGGCGCCUCUGGCUCUGGCAAGGAGCGCUUCCGCGAGAUCUUGGUCAGCCUCAAGAAGGAUGAGAAGGCACCCGGAGCUAGUGGUUACUAG
Messenger RNA from Colletotrichum siamense, 732 nucleotides. RefSeq names its product Clathrin light chain (gene clc1). The record is from RefSeq and is a predicted model, not a curated record. The transcript has 3 exons. NCBI's taxonomy places the organism in Eukaryota, Fungi, Ascomycota, Sordariomycetes, Glomerellales, Glomerellaceae. The coding region runs from base 1 to 732 and encodes 243 amino acids. Gene Ontology annotation, molecular function: structural molecule activity; clathrin heavy chain binding. Gene Ontology annotation, biological process: clathrin coat assembly; clathrin-dependent endocytosis; intracellular protein transport. Gene Ontology annotation, cellular component: clathrin coat of coated pit; plasma membrane; clathrin coat of trans-Golgi network vesicle.